UUAUUUUUUCAUUUUUAGAAAUGUCUUCAUCAUCACCACCACCUCCUAGUAAUUCCACUACAACUCCUCCAACUUCAUCCAAUCGUUCCCCUCCGCCGCCGCAAUUGUCAUCGCCGCCGCCACCGGCAAAUUCAACAUCUCCGGCAACCCCACCUCCUCAAUCCUCUCCACCGCCGGCCACCGCUUCCCCACCACCGGCCACUGCUUCCCCACCGCCAUCUCCUGUUUUAUCUCCUCCCCCAAUCCCAUCACCGCCGCCACCGUCAUCUUCCCCGCCACCUUCACCUCCAGCCAAUAACUCCCCUCCACCACCCACUACCGUACCCUCUCCCCCGCCUCCCAAAAAAUCACCACCACCGGCGCCGCCGACUGCACCGCCGACUGCGCCACCGUCACCACCGCCGGCGACACUAUCACCGCCGCCGGCACCGCCUGCAACUCCUCCAGAAAAUUCAACUCCGCCACCUCCUUCAGCUACUCCUCCAAUUCCAUCGCCACCCUCAAUUCUUCCUCCUCCUCCUCCUUCUCCUUCCCCUCCGCCGGUCAUCAUUUCUCCCACCGUUCCUCCGGCGACUAAUUCAUCAACUAAUAGAACAAGUUCGUCACCCAAUACUCCAAUUAUCAGACCAACUACAAGAACAAAUACAACUAAUUCUCCACCUACUGCAAUCGCUAGAGACAGCGGACAUAACGGAAAUGCGGUGGCCAUCGGCAGCAUUGCUGGAUUUCUUGCUCUUAGUCUUAUCGUAAUAGCUGUAUGGUUCUCAAAGAAAAGGAAGAAGAGUAAUCAUGAUAGAUAUAUGAUGCCAUCUCCAUUUAAUUCUUCACAACAUUCAGAUUCAAUGUUCUUAAGGAAUCAGUAUAACUCUGCACCAAAUUCUGCUCCACAUUCAUCUCAACUUUCUGGAACUGUUUCCGCAAACAAUUAUAUGUACUCACCAGACCCAUCUUCAAAAACAUGGUUCACUUACGAAGAACUUACAGAGGCCACAGAAGGAUAUAAAACAGAGAACAUUCUAGGAGAAGGUGGAUUCGGUUGCGUUUACAAAGGAGUUCUUCCAGACGGGAGAGAAAUUGCAGUCAAACAGCUAAAGAAAGAUGGUGGACAAGGUGAAAGAGAAUUCAGAGCAGAGGUUGACAUUAUCAGCCGUGUUCAUCAUCGUCAUUUGGUUUCUUUGGUUGGUUAUUGCAUAUCUGAACAACACAGGCUUCUUGUUUAUGAAUAUGUUGCAAAUGAUACCCUUUAUUUUCAUUUACAUGGUAAAGGUAGGCCAUCCAUGGAAUGGGGUACACGAGUGAAAGUGGCAACUGGUUCGGCAAAGGGUUUAGCUUAUCUUCAUGAAGAUUGUCAUCCAAGAAUCAUUCAUAGAGAUAUAAAGACUUCAAACAUUCUCUUAGACAGUGAUUUUGAAGCCAAGGUUGCAGAUUUUGGGCUCGCCAAGCUUGCAAACGAUACCCAUACCCAUAUCAGCACUCGUGUCAUGGGAACAUUCGGAUAUUUAGCACCGGAGUAUGCUUCAACCGGAAAAUUGACAGAAAAAUCCGAUCUUUUCUCCUUCGGGGUUGUCCUUUUGGAGCUCAUAACCGGGCGCAAGCCAGUCGAUGGAUCACAACCACUUGGGGACGAGAGUCUUGUAGAGUGGGCUAGGCCAUUGCUUGCCGAAGCAAUUGAGACAGAAAAAUUCGAUGAACUAGUGGAUCCAAAGCUCGAGAAGAACUACGUCGCGAGCGAAAUGUUCCGUAUGAUUGAAGCAGCCGCAGCUUGUAUACGUCAUUCCGCACCAAGGAGACCAAAAAUGAGCCAGAUCGUGAGGGCCCUUGAUGGUAUGGGAGAUGCAGCGGAAGAUUUAAACAAUGGAAUAAAACUCGGACAAAGUGGAGUAUUUGAUUCGAGAGAACAAUCGGCACAAAUAAGAAUGUUCCAAAGGAUGGCAUUUGGUAGCCAGGACUAUAGUUCGGAUUAUCGAAGCCGUUCCCAUAGCGGUUGGAGGAACUAGGAAAAACCAAAAAAUUCAGAGUUUGUAGAUGUUUAUUUAUUUUUUUGGCAAAAGGGAAUAUUGAUUGAUGUUUUAUUUAGUUUUUGGGUGCUUAUUCUGAUUUUUUGUAAUGGUAUUUAAAAAAUAUUGUAUUUAA
Impatiens glandulifera is the source of this 2133-nucleotide messenger RNA. Its product is annotated as proline-rich receptor-like protein kinase PERK8. Gene Ontology annotation, biological process: protein phosphorylation. The transcript is spliced from 7 exons. NCBI's taxonomy places the organism in Eukaryota, Viridiplantae, Streptophyta, Magnoliopsida, Ericales, Balsaminaceae. The record is from RefSeq and is a predicted model, not a curated record. Bases 21 to 1997 code for a protein of 658 amino acids. Gene Ontology annotation, molecular function: ATP binding; protein kinase activity.